This is a messenger RNA of Oikopleura dioica, 3630 nucleotides long. The record is from the annotation of a GenBank genome assembly. Lineage: Eukaryota; Metazoa; Chordata; Appendicularia; Copelata; Oikopleuridae.
AUGAGUGACUACUUUCAGCUGAAAGUAGCGGCGGCAGAGGCGAUUACAGUCAAACUUGAAGCCUCGAAAUCGGCGGAAAAUGCUCCCUCCGUGGCAAAGAUCCUCUCACUCGUCCAGGACUCCUCGAUCGAAAAACAGGCUCAAAUCCUCAACUAUGAAAGCUUAUCCGACCAGCACUUGCUUCCACUGGUAGAAAACCUUACUCAACCGCUCAGUGGCAAAAUGAAAUACGAAGAAAAAGUUUACAAUCAAAAUCUUGAGGAUUUUAUGAAGCAUUGUCAAGCUCUUGAAAAGAUACUCGGAGAAAACUACCUCCUUGGCGAGGAAUUAUCUGUUGCGGACACCACUCUUGCGGCUUGCUUAAAACCUGCAUUUGAAAACCUCUUCGGCAAAUCAGAGCGUGAAGCGCUACCAAAGCUCACGAACUGGUACUCCUCUCUCAUGAAAAACGACAAGCUGAAGAAGCACUUCAAAGUUAACUUUAUUGAAAAUCGAAAAGUAUUCGACGCGGCCGAAUUGGAAAAGAAGCUCGCAAAGGAAGCCGAAAAAGCGCGAAAGAAGGCCGAAAAAGAAGCAAAAUUCGCAGCGAAAAAAGCCGCAGCUGCCGCGGCUAAAAAGGACAAACCAGCGAAGGCCGCUGCAAAGAAAGAAGAGAAACCAGCAAAGGCCGCUGCGCCAGAGGUGGUUACCUACACGGAAGGGACUGCAAAAGGCGAUAAGAAAUCGACUACUUGCGAGCUUCCAAAAGCUUAUUCUCCGAAAUAUGUCGAAGCCGCCUGGUCCGAAUGGUGGGAGAAACAGGGCUUUUACAAGCCAGAGUAUGGCCGCGAAAACGUUUACGCAGAUAAUCCAAAGGGUCACUUCACGAUCAUGAUUCCCCCACCAAAUGUAACUGGAACUCUUCAUCUUGGGCACGCGCUCACUCUCGCUGUCGAAGACUGCAUCACCCGCUGGCAUCGAAUGAACGGUAAAACAGUCCUUUGGAAUCCAGGCUGUGAUCACGCUGGUAUCGCCACUCAAGUCGUUGUUGAAAAGCGAUUGAAGAAGGAGCGCAACAUCACGAGGCACCAGCUCGGCAGAGAUGCCUUCGUCGACGAGGUGUGGAAGUGGAAGAACGAGAAGGGCGACACGAUUUACAACCAGAUCCGUGCGAUGGGAGCUUCUGUCGAUUGGGACAGAGCGGCUUUCACCAUGGACCCGAAGCUCUACAAAGCUGUUCAAACUGCCUUCAUCCGAUUUCACAAAAACGGCACGAUCUUCCGCUCCAAUCGUUUGGUCAAUUGGUCAUGUGCCCUCCAAUCCGCCAUUUCCAAUAUCGAGGUCGAUCAAAAGGAGCUUGAGGGGCGAACUCUCCUUCCCGUCCCUGGCUACCCGGAAAAGGUCGAAUUCGGUGUCCUCAUCAGCUUCUCAUACAAGCUUGAAGAUGGCAGAACAAUCACCGUAGCUACCACUCGUAUUGAAACGAUGCUUGGUGACGUUGCCGUAGCCGUUCAUCCCAUGGACGAGCGAUACUCCGAUUUUGUGGGCAAGAAGCUCGUGCAUCCCUUCAUCCCCGAUCGGGAAAUGACUAUCAUCGCCGACGACUACGUCAAGAUGGACUUUGGUACCGGCGCUGUCAAGAUCACCCCCGCUCAUGAUCACAACGAUAAUGACAUGGGCAAGCGACACAACCUUCCACAGAUCAACAUUUUCGACGACAACGGGCUCGUAGUUGGCACUGGCACAAAAUAUGACGGAAUGAAGCGAUUCGAUGUGCGAAAACAGAUCGUUGAAGACCUCAAGGAGAUCGGACAAUACGUUGGAACAGAGGACAAUCCAAUGGUGGUUCCUGUUUGUUCCCGAUCCAAGGACAUCAUUGAACCGCUGCUCAAACCACAGUGGUACGUCGACACAGAUGCCAUGGCGAAACGAGCUUGCGAUGUUGUGACGAACAAAGAGCUGAAGAUCAUCCCAGACAGUCACGAAAAGACCUGGUUCCGUUGGCUCGAGGACUCGCGACCGUGGUGCAUUUCCCGACAGCUUUGGUGGGGACAUCGAAUCCCAGCGUAUAAGGCGACCAUGACCGGAGAACACAAGUCAUUCCCGAAUGAAGAAGACUACUGGGUCUGCGGAAUUACUGAGGAGGAAGCUCUUGCAGCGGCUGUUGAGAAAUUCGAGUGCGGAAAAGAUCAGAUUUCACUCGAACAGGACCCUGAUGUCCUUGAUACCUGGUUUUCUUCGGCACUGUUUCCUUUCUCCGCCUUUGGCUGGCCAGAUGAGAAUCCUGAACUCUCGCGUUUCUUCCCUGGCGAGCUGCUUGAAACAGGACACGAUAUUCUCUUCUUCUGGGUGGCCAGAAUGGUCAUGUUCUCCCUCUCCCUCUGCGACAAGCUCCCAUUCAAGGAGGUCUACCUCCACGCUAUGGUCAGAGACGCGCAUGGGCGAAAAAUGUCCAAGUCCCUCGGAAACGUCAUCGAUCCUCGCGAUGUCAUCAACGGAGUUACGCUCAAGAAGCUUCAAGAAUCGCUUCUGUCCGGAAAUCUUGACGCGAAAGAGAUCAAGAAGGCCCAAGACGGUCAAGCAGCUGAUUAUCCCGAUGGAAUUCCAGAGUGUGGAACUGAUGCGUUGAGAUUCGCCCUCUGUGCUUACACAAGUCAGGGAAGAGAUAUCAAUUUGGAUGUCAAGCGGGUCGAGGGUUACAGAAAGUUUUGUAACAAGCUCUGGAAUGCUAUCAGAUUCGCGCAAAUGCAGCUCGGCGACGACUUCGUUCCAUCAAAGGAUGUUCUCGAAAGCAAGACUGGAAUCGACAAGUGGAUUCUCUCCCGACUUGCGAAUUGCGUUGAGCAAUGCACGAGCGGAUUCAAGAACUACGACUUCCCAGCCAUCACCACUGCCAUUUACAAUUUCUGGUUGUACGAACUCUGCGAUGUCUAUCUUGAGACUGUCAAGCCGAUAAUGUGGGGAGACAUUGGAGAUGCAUCAACAAAACGCGCUGCUCAAGAAACGCUCUACACAUGUCUCGACGUCGCUCUCAAACUGUCGGCUCCUUUCAUGCCAUAUGUAACGGAAGAGCUUUGGCAGCGACUGCCAAGAAGAGCUGGCGACGCUACUCCCUCUAUUCACGUCGCUAGUUAUCCAGAUCCAACUGCUUUCAAGCGAGACGAAGCCACGGAAUCCGACAUCGCGCUAAUGAUGAAUGUCGUCAAGCAAGUGCGAUCACUCCGUGGCGAGUACAAGCUGACCAACAAGCAAAAGACAAAGACCUUCUUGGAAGUCAAGAGCGACGCCUCGAAGCAGGUCCUGGAUAGCUACUCAGAUUUCAUCCGAGUGUUGUCCAACGCGGAAGAAAUCGCUUUUACGAAGGACAUUCCAGCCGGCUGCGUACUCACCGUUGUUAACGACGAUGUCAAUGCUCAUCUUUUGUUGAAGGGAGUCAUUGAUUUCGAAAAAGAAGUCGUCAAGAUGGAAAAGUCUCGAAAGGGAAUCGAAAACAAAAUUUCUUCCCAGGAAAAGAAGAUGAGCGCCAAAGACUACGCAACGAAAGUACCAGAAGCUGUCCAAGCAGCGGAUAAAGAAAAGAUCGAAAGUCUACGAAUUGAGCUAUCGGAGAUGGAUAAGGCAAUUGAAGGAAUUAAGAAAAUGCUGAUAUAA